UAACCGUUUAUCAAUUGUAACCUCCACUUUCUUUAAUGUCGUUUCUAUUCCUAUUCCUGUUCCUGUUCCUGUUCCUAUUCCUUUCUCAUCCCAAUCUCAACUUUUAAUUUCAGUCUUACUCUUUGACAUUUUGAGUAUCUCAUCACCCUCAUUCUCAUUUCUCACUCUCAUUUUGAUUUUGAUUUUUUGGUGCAGUUCUUGCACGUUACUCUUUCCAACAGUCGCAUUCGCCUUUUGAUGAAGGCGAUGAUAUUCAUUCUUUAAACUCGCAUCUAGAAGUUGAAUCUCAAUAUCAAAUUGAUUUAAUUGAGAUUUAAUUAUUACCACCCUUCUUUUGCGAAAUACUCAAGCACAACCCAAACCCAACUUUCAUUUAAACAGAAACCAAUCAUACCAUUACCAUUCAAUACCGAAAAGAGAGAAAGAAAACAAUGCAGUUCAAAUCCCUGCUUCUCAUAGCAGGAGCAACUAUCCUCUCUCCAUUCCUUGUUGAAGCUCAAACUUGGACCACUUGUAAUCCUCUCAACCAAACAUGUCCCAAUGAUCCAGCUUUGGGUACAAAUCAUACUUUUUAUUUCAAUACAUCAUCUACCGUCACCGAUUACUACAAUAUCACCGCUGGAUCUCUUACAUAUGGCAAUGAUGGAGCUGAAUUUACCAUUGCCAAACAAGGUCAAUCGCCUACCAUUCAAUCUAAAUUCUUCAUCUUUUUCGGUCAAGUAUCCGUGGUUAUGAAGGCUGCAACUGGUGUUGGAAUCGUAUCAAGUAUUGUGUUGGAAAGUGACGAUUUGGAUGAAGUGGAUUGGGAAUUCAUUGGAGGUAACAAUACUCAUGCCGAGACGAAUUAUUUUGGAAAGGGAAAUACUACCGCUUAUGAUCGAGCGAUUUGGUACCCAACUCCCUCAGAUCCCACAGCAAACUUUCAUAACUACACUGUCGAUUGGACGGCGGAAAGAAUUCAAUGGUGGAUUGAUGAUAGUCUUGUUCGAACACUCGCAUAUGCGGAUGCGCUUGGUGGCAAGAACUUCCCACAAACUCCAAUGACAGUUCGAUUGGGAAUUUGGUCCGGUGGUGAUCCAAAGGGUAAUAGUGAAGGAACGAUUGAAUGGGCUGGUGGAGUGACUGAUUUCAGCAAGGCUCCAUUUACUAUGUAUGUGAAAAGUGCAGCUAUUCAGGAUUAUAGCACUGGUUCGGAAUAUCAAUGGACGGAUAAGACUGGAGAUUGGAAAUCCAUUAAAGUAAUCACGUAAGUUCAUCAAUACUUUUCAUGAUGUUAAGAAAAGAACGCUAACAAAACAUCUAAAGUGGUAAUUCCACCGUCGCAAAGGCUAUCACCGAAAACGCUACCCCAAAACUGACCCUGAGCGAAAAAUGGAAUAAGCUCUCGAAAGGCGUCAAACUUACCGUCUACUGUUUAUGUGGUGCUGUAGCCGCCGCUCUUAUCUUCUUAUUCCUCUUUACGUUCUUCCGUCAACGUCGUAACGGACGUUUAGAACGUGAAGCCUACAACCAAUUAAUUGAAAAGCAACAACAAGAUAACCAAAUAGAAAUGAACAACAAAGGACUUGGCGGCUCUGACAGUAAUUCAGAGGCGUCCGGAGGCUUGGGAGAUAAUUACGGAACAGGGUAUGUAGGACCUAGUGGUAGCGCGAGCGCAAGCGCUUUGGCGACAGGAAGUCCAGUGAUACAGGCUGGUCAACAUGGUCCUAGAAGUCCGACGAUGGUCGAGCAUAGUGGUGAGAUGAGUCCUCAAACUGCGGAGUUUCCUCAACAGCCCAGAUUUGGAAGUACGACGAAUGGGGGUUCGUAUGUGAAGAUGUGAAUUUGAGGAGAGGUGAAAGGAAGGAAGAAAGAAUAAAGUAGGAUAUCUCAGCCCGAGUCAUGGUCAAUAUUGAUGGACAGAUGAAGAUGUAGAUGAAGAUGCAAGGUGGAGUAAUAAGGUGUAGGGAGUUUUUAUGUACUGUAUAUGAAUUUCUUUACACUACCUACCUAGGUAUUUACACAUUACAUUACAUUACAUUGACCAGAUACUGUUAUUCAGCACAGUAAUCUAUCUAUCUCUGGACAAGGGAAAUUCGAAUAGGCGAAGGCGAAUGCGAAUAUGGGAUUGGUUAGGUUAGGUUAGUUUAUAAAGG
Messenger RNA from Sclerotinia trifoliorum, 2135 nucleotides. The record is from the annotation of a GenBank genome assembly. Lineage: Eukaryota; Fungi; Ascomycota; Leotiomycetes; Helotiales; Sclerotiniaceae.